ACGUUCAGCUUAGGCAGCAGCAGCCUUGGGGAAAAUCCAGGCCCUUUGCCUGACCAAGCCACCCUGAGUCCCCAGACUUUCUAAGGUCUGCUCCCCCGCCCUUGCAUUUCAGAGGCCUAACUUUUGCCCAGCAGAGGAGUGAAAUGGAGCCCUGGAUAGCCAUCCCAAACCGGUCUCAUUCACAAGACAAAUAUUCAAGAAAACAAUCAACAGGGAUACCACUGAGCAGCUGGUUUCAACCAAGCGCCCGGCCAGAAGUCCCCACCUGGACUCGGUGGUCGGCCCCCAUCGUAUGGGAUGGGACAUUCAAAACCUCUGUCCUGAACAGUUACUACAAGCAGCAGGAAAUCACCAUUGGCCUGACAGUUUUCGCCAUUGGGAGGUACCUGGACAAGUACUUGAUGGACUUCUUAGUGUCCGCAGAUGUCUUUUUCAUGGUGGGCCACCGGGUGAUCUUCUACAUCAUGGUUGAUGAUGUCGCCAAAGUGCCUGAGAUCACGCUGGGCCCACAGCGGACGCUGAAGCUCUUUCAGAUCAAGCAGGAGAGCCGGUGGCAAGACGUCAGCAUGAUGCGGAUGAAGACCAUUGGCGACCUGGUGGAGGAAUGCAUCCGCUACGAGGUGGACUUUGUUUUCUGCAUGGACGUUGACCAGGUCUUCCAGAGAGACUACGGGGUGGAGGCCCUUGACGAGUCAGUGGCCCAGCUCCAUGCCUGGUUUUACAACAUGCAGAAGAUGUCCUUCACCUACGAGAGGAACCCUGCGUCGGCUGCGUACAUCUCUUACGAAGAGGGGGACUAUUAUUACCACGGGGCGGUGUUUGGGGGCACCCCGCUGCAGAUCCUGAACCUCACCAGGCAAUGCUACCAAGGCAUUCUGCGAGACAAAGAACAGGACAUGGAAGCCAUCUGGCACGACGAGAGCCACCUUAACAAGUACUUCCUGCUCAACAAGCCGGCCAAACUGCUGUCCCCCGAGUAUUGCUGGGAUUAUAAGAUCGGCUCCUCCUCUCAGAUCCACAACAUCAAGCUCUCCUGGAUGCCAAAGGAAUACAAAAAGGUCAGAGACAACUCCUGACCUGCCCCAUGCCCUCAGAACAGCCUAACUCUGCAACCUGGGCCUCUUUCUGACCCCUGCAGAAGAAGGGGGGCAAGCUGGGACGGCUGGCAACAGUGAGGAAGAGUUGAGCCUGUCUUCCGCCACCACCUGUGCCGCCUGCAGCCCCUUCUGCCCACUGCCAGCUGCCAUCGUAGUUUCUUGCAGCAUCUGGCAGUAGAUUCUUCCAGGCAACCUUCUCUGUCCAUCAGUCUACUUCGUGCAUCGCCCACAACAGCUCAUUGUCGGUUGCAGCGUCUGAGGUCUGGUGGGUAAGCUUAGCCUUGUUUUUCGAGACUCCUCGAAGAGGGGAUCAGAGCUGUGCUUUGUAGCCAUUUAAGCCUCUGUGCCUUUCUCCACCCCCCUCCACCUGGAAUCUGCCUUUCAUUCUCAGAUUUUGCAGUUUGCUCCACCUUUCAAAUCCUGGGUGCUUGGAACUCUUCUCUGUUCACCUCCCAAGCAGCAACGUUUCUGAAACAGCAUCUCUCCUUUCGCAAGAACACUCUUGGGCACAUGGAUUCCCAACUGUCACUCGUGUUCUCAAGAUAUUGCAAAGCAAGGGCGCGAUUUCAGUGCCAAAUGGAAGGGGAAUUCACGAAGAGAAGCAAAGAGCAGGCUUCCGUGCUUCCCACUCGGGUACAGAGAGCGAAGCCUACGGGAGAAUUCAGGGGGCGGUAGACGUUUAUGCAGCUAACGGCGGCCAAUCCAUCCUAGGCCCCUCUUUCAGAUCCUUGGGGAAUCUCCUCACUCAUUCAGGAGCAAACGGGCUAUACGAAGCCACGCUAAGCAAAGGCCAGGAGGGCCAGCAGGAACUUGCCUUCCGAGCUCCAAUGCUUAGUUUUCCAAAAUGGGGAUUUUUCUUUUUGGGAUCCAAAUAUGCACGGAAGCCUCCCUCCCCUUCAACUAAAACAGCACUCCAGGGAGAUUUUUUUUUCCUCCCGUAUCCCAACAGCAAAGCUCACCAAGUUCACAGCCUGGACAAAAUAAAAAAGGCACCAGCUUUUGUCACUGUGCUGGCACACAGGAGCGCUCUGUUCCUCUUGCACCUGCCAAGAUUCCCAACUCGACUCUGCCCCCCAGACUAAUGGAAAUACCUGCCUGCCCCCUCCCCUGCCUCAUUUGCACAAGCCAAAAUUAGCUGUCUUCAGCUACACGGGUAAUCAAUGGUACACACUGCUGAGGACUGACGGUUCUCAAAUUAGAUGCCAGGCACCCCAGGAAGCCUCCUGCUUCCAUUCUUUCCUUUUCAAGACAAGCCUCUUCUCACCCUCAUGGGCCCAAAAAUUUGGACCAGCCUGCUCAGGGACGUGCUUGGGGGACUGUUAGAGCUGGAGGAAAAGAGGGAACCCAAAUCCUGGGGCUGCCCUGAAAGUGCCUUCUAAAUGCAGCCUGAGGGCUCCUCCUCACAUCCUUCGGGGGCUCCAUCUGGCCCUUAUCCUGAACAUCCACAGGUCCAGUUUUAAAACCAAGCAAAAGAUUCAAUUGAGUUACUGGCACAAGGGCACUCCGCCCUGUCACGCCUCCUUCUACCACCCUCUUGACCCACACAAAUCCAUGCACACUCAGAUGAGAGAUUUAUGAACUGGCAGGCACCUUGAGAAUUGUAGGACCAGAAACCCGGCUUCCCCAAUUCCCUUUAAAAUGAUUGGUAAUUUAUUGCCUUCUAAAUGACAAAAUAAUAAAUGCAAAUCUUAUUUUA
This is a messenger RNA of Candoia aspera, 2793 nucleotides long. RefSeq names its product N-acetyllactosaminide alpha-1,3-galactosyltransferase-like. The record is from RefSeq and is a predicted model, not a curated record. The coding region runs from base 144 to 1076 and encodes 310 amino acids. Gene Ontology annotation, biological process: carbohydrate metabolic process. Gene Ontology annotation, cellular component: membrane; vesicle; Golgi apparatus. Lineage: Eukaryota; Metazoa; Chordata; Lepidosauria; Squamata; Candoiidae. The transcript has 4 exons. Gene Ontology annotation, molecular function: hexosyltransferase activity.